AACAUGUGGUCACGCUGCUUUUAGCGUCGGCGUCGUUUGUAGCGGGCAAAAAACGCGAACUUUAUUCUCGUGCUGGAAUUUGUAGAUUUUAUUUGAUCUACCCAGAAUAUGAAGAAGAACAAACCACUAUUGCACGACCAUUUAAUAACCAAUCGUGUCAAGCAGUACCUUGAGGAGCACAUCGACGAGACGUAUUUGGAUGUGAAGCAGAUGACCAAGGAGUUGAUGCGCAAAUAUCCCGAAUAUUCGCGUCGCAAACUUGGACCAUUCAGACAACUAGUGCAUCAAGCAUUUUCCAUCAUUUCGGACAGCUAUAAUUUGGACAAAGCGAGCAGCUCCGACGACGAAGACGAUUACGCAUCAGACGAAGCACAAGCGACAACAGCAAAGAACAGUGUCAUGAGCAAUAUGAUGCAUGGCCUGUACAGUAGCAACCAUCAACAGCAACAGGCUAAGAAACCCCCGAUUGCCACAAAACCUAGCAAUGAACCCAUUGACAUUUCCAGUGGCGAUGAGAACGAUGAUGAUGUCUCAAAUAGUCCACCAAAUGGAGGUCCACCACCGAAUGUCAAUAUUGCUGCCACUAUAAAAGCAUUGAAACGUCCCUUGGAGGAAUCAGCUACACCGGCAGCUAAUGUGCAUGCCAAGAAAAUCAAGCACGAUUUAACUAUAGCAUCAUUUGCAGGCACUCGACAGGAAGUGGGCGGCGGUGCCAACGCAUCAGCUGUCAAUCCCAAAAAGUUCGUUGCAGUUUCUGUAAACGCUUCUAAGGGCAACAAUGAUGCUGGCUCACGUAAGGAGCCCCAUGGAGCAAGCUGCUCAUCAUAUGAUCAGUUCCAGCAGCGACAACCGACAUCACGUGAAUUCAACGAACGUGCACCGUCGCGAGUACGCAAAUAUAAAAAGGAAGUUGAGAUCACUCGGUCAAAUGAGAGCUUCCGUGAUAUUGGUGGCAUGGAUGGCACAUUAAAGGAGCUAUGCGAGAUGCUUAUACAUAUCAAAUCACCAGAGUUUUACUUUCAACUGGGUUUGCUACCCUCGCGCGGCCUGCUGUUGCAUGGUCCGCCUGGUUGUGGGAAAACCUAUUUGGCACGAGCCAUUGCAGGUCAAUUGAAAAUGCCUUUGCUGGAGGUGCCUGCCACAGAGCUGAUAGGUGGCAUUUCGGGUGAGUCGGAGGAGCGUAUACGUGAUAUCUUUGAGCUGGCCAUUGACAAUUCGCCGUGUGUCUUGUUUAUUGAUGAAAUCGAUGCCAUUGCCGGCAAUCGUCAGUGGGCUGCCAAGGACAUGGAGCGUCGCAUUGUUUCGCAGCUCAUAACCAGCUUGGAUCAGCUGAAAAGCACUGAAUUUGGUCAAUCUGUAGUUGUCAUCGGCGCUACCACACGACCGGAUACCCUUGAUCCGGGUCUACGUCGCAUUGGGCGAUUCGAUCAUGAGAUUGCCAUACACAUACCGUCGCGAAAAGAGCGUCGGGAAAUCUUGCGAAUUCAGUGCGAGAGUCUGGCAAUUGAUCCCAAGUUUAACUAUGAUAAAGUUGCUGAGUUGACGCCCGGUUAUGUGGGCGCCGAUCUGCUUGCCUUGGUGUCACGUGCUGCAACAAUUGCCGUCAAACGUCGAUCGAUGCAAAAGUUUCGUGAAUUGCACGCUGCAAGUGAGCUCAAUAUGACCACUGUGACGUUGGAUGAUGAUGAGCCUGGCGAGGAUAAAGCAGAUGAUGAGGCCAAGGAGAAGACGCCAACAGACACGAAAACAGCUGAAUCAGCUGCUACUGCAGAUAUCGAAAAGAAAGAAACAAAUGGUGAAGAGGCCAACAAAGAGAGCGAAACUCCAAUGGAAGUUGAUAGUAAGACAGCAGAUGAUGCAACAACCCCAAGCCAAGAGAAUGAGCAAAAGGAAAAGCCCACUGUUGAGCCAAUUGCGGAUGAGUUCUAUGAGCCCACAUUGGCCGAGUUGACCAACUUUCUGGACAAUCCACCUGAAGAGUUCGUCUACAACAAUUUCUGUUUGACGCUCGACGAUUUCAUUGCGGCCAUUAAAGUAAUGCAGCCAUCGGCGAAACGUGAAGGUUUCAUUACGGUGCCGGACAUCACAUGGGAAGAUAUUGGCUCGCUGCACGACAUACGAGAAGAGCUCAAGCUGGCUGUGUUGGCACCUGUUAAAUAUCCCGAGAUGUUGGUACGCUUGGGUCUGGAGGCGCCGUCUGGAGUGCUGCUCUGUGGACCACCUGGUUGCGGCAAAACUUUGCUGGCCAAGGCAAUUGCCAACGAGGCAGGCAUUAAUUUCAUUUCGGUCAAAGGUCCCGAAUUGAUGAAUAUGUAUGUGGGCGAAAGUGAGCGUGCUGUGCGCGCCUGCUUCCAGCGGGCUCGAAAUUCGGCGCCCUGUGUCAUCUUCUUCGAUGAGUUCGAUUCGUUGUGCCCCAAGCGUUCAGAUGGCGGUGAUGGCAACAAUUCCGGCACACGCAUUGUCAAUCAGCUGCUGACUGAGAUGGAUGGUGUGGAGGAACGCAAAGGCGUUUAUAUACUGGCUGCUACCAAUCGACCGGACAUUAUUGAUCCGGCCAUAUUGCGUCCAGGUCGCCUGGAUACCAUACUCUAUGUGGGAUUGCCCGAUGAGCAAGAACGCGCCGAUAUACUAAAAGCUACCACAAAGAAUGGCAAGCGACCAGUGUUGGCUGAGGAUGUGGACCUCAAUGAGUUGGCGGCUCAAACCGAUGGUUAUACUGGUGCUGAUUUGGCUGGUUUGGUGAAGCAGGCUUCCAUGUUUGCACUGCGUCAGGCGCUGAACAGUGAUAAUACCAAUACCGAUGAUUUGUGUGUGCGCAAAUUGAACUUUGAGGAAGCGCUGAAACAGCUACGUCCAUCUGUUAGUGAGCAGGAUCGCAAGGUUUAUGAGAAGCUGCGACAGAAAUACGCUGCGCCGCGUGUGCCGUUGCUGGAGCGCAAGUGAAAAUCUCAGCUGUUGUCUUAAUAAUUAGUUUUAACAAAAAAAAUUACACACACACACUACACUCGCACACACUUAUUAUGAACAUUGCCAUUGCGCCCAUAUUCCUUUAUAUUUUUGAAUUGUACAAAAACCGCGUUGCGGAAAAAUACAAAAAUACCCAAUUGCGAUACAAUAA
This is a messenger RNA of Drosophila albomicans, 3118 nucleotides long. RefSeq names its product nuclear valosin-containing protein-like (gene smid). Gene Ontology annotation, cellular component: nucleus. Gene Ontology annotation, molecular function: ATP hydrolysis activity; preribosome binding; RNA binding. The record is from RefSeq and is a predicted model, not a curated record. Gene Ontology annotation, biological process: ribosome biogenesis. The transcript has 9 exons. The coding region runs from base 109 to 2943 and encodes 944 amino acids. NCBI's taxonomy places the organism in Eukaryota, Metazoa, Arthropoda, Insecta, Diptera, Drosophilidae.